This is a messenger RNA of Corvus hawaiiensis (hawaiian crow), 1800 nucleotides long. RefSeq names its product cystathionine gamma-lyase (gene CTH). The record is from RefSeq and is a predicted model, not a curated record. Bases 35 to 1228 code for a protein of 397 amino acids. Gene Ontology annotation, molecular function: pyridoxal phosphate binding; cystathionine gamma-lyase activity. Gene Ontology annotation, biological process: transsulfuration. Gene Ontology annotation, cellular component: cytoplasm. The transcript has 12 exons. NCBI's taxonomy places the organism in Eukaryota, Metazoa, Chordata, Aves, Passeriformes, Corvidae.
GAGCGCUGAGGGCCGGUCCCACAGAGCCGCGGCCAUGGCAGGCAAGGGGACCAGGGGGUUUCUGCCGCCCUUCAAGCACUUCGCCACCAGCGCCAUCCACGCCGGCCAGGAGCCCGAGCAGUGGCGCUCCGGGGCCGUGGUGCCGCCCAUCUCGCUCUCCACCACCUUCAAGCAGCGGGCGCCCGGCGAGCACGCGGGUUAUGACUACAGCAGGUCUGGGAACCCCACCCGGGAUUGCCUGGAAAAGGCUGUGGCCGCCCUCGAUGGAGCCAAAUGCUGCUUGGCUUAUUCCUCUGGCUUAGGAGCUAUUCUGAACAUCUGUCACCUGCUGAAGACAGGGGACACAAUUAUCUGCAUGGAUGAUGUCUAUGGAGGCACAAACAGAUAUUUCAAGCGAAUAGCCUCAGAAAAUAAUUUGAAAGUAACUUUUGUUGACUUCACAAAACCAGAAUGCCUGGAAGCUGCAAUCACUCCAGAGACCAAGCUGGUUUGGCUCGAGACCCCCACGAACCCCAUGCUGAAGGUGAUCGACAUCCGCGCCUGCGCAGACGUGGUGCACAGGUACCCGGGGGUGCUGCUGGCCGUGGACAACAGCUUCAUGUCUUCCUACUUCCAGCGUCCUUUGUCCCUGGGGGCUGAUAUUUGUAUGACUUCUGCAACCAAAUACAUCAACGGGCACAGCGAUGUUCUCAUGGGCCUGGUCUCUGUAAACCGGGAUGAUCUCUACGAGAGGCUGAAAUUCCUGCAGUACUCCCUGGGAGCUGUCCCCUCCCCCUUUGACUGUUUCCUCUGCAACCGGGGGCUCAAGACUCUGCACAUCCGCAUGAAGCUGCACUUCCAGAACGGCCUGGCUGUGGCCAAGUUCCUGGAAUGCCAUCCCCAGGUGGAGAAGGUCAUUUACCCAGGGCUGCCUUCCCACCCCCAGUACGAGGUGAUGCAGAAGCAAUGCACGGGCUGUCCUGGGAUGGUCACCUUCUACGUCAAAGGGAACAUCAAAAAUGCCUCUGCCUUCCUCAAGCACCUGAAGGUGUUUACCCUGGCUGAGAGUCUGGGUGGCUACGAGAGCCUGGCAGAGCAUCCGGCCAUCAUGACCCACGCCUCAGUGCCUGAGGAGGAAAGGAAAGCUCUGGGAAUCACAGACACCUUGAUCCGCCUCUCGGUGGGGCUGGAGGAUGAGGACGAUUUGCUGGCAGACCUGGACCAGGCCCUGAAGGCUGCGUUUGCAUAAACCCUGAGGGUCAAAAAGGAACUUGGAACUGGACAUGGCUGUGGACGAGGACACGGAAAACCAAACCACUCUUGCUUUGCCUUUGCUUUUGGGAAUUCCAGCCUGGAUUGCCGGGACUCUCCCGUGCUGCUGUUGGGUUGCUCUCCCUGGCUGGGCAGGGACUGUGCUGGGCACAGCCUGGGCUCUCCCUGGAAUGUCUGGAGCCAGGAGCUGUGUGGGAGCAGCCAUGGGCACCCCGGGCAUGUGCUCCCUGCUCUCCAGCAGAGCUCAGGGCUUCUCCUGCUGCUGCUGCAGGGUUUGGGGCACAGGGGCUGGUUCCUGGUACUGCUCUCAGUUCCUUCUCUUCUCACCCAUCAGCUCAGCGCAAAAACUUGAUUGACCUCAGAUUUAUUUUCAUUCAGUUUAAUUUAAUUUAAUUCAGUUGGAGAUUUGCUUAAAACCUUUUCCUUCUCUUGAUGUUUUAUUGAAAAUGAAGUCCAACAGCUGGUAAAUAAUAACUAAGGAGGAAUCUCUUUUUUAAGAAAAAAAUCAUGUGCUGUCAUGGGAAUUAUUGGAAUUAUUUUAAUAAAAAU